Messenger RNA from Magnolia sinica, 614 nucleotides. RefSeq names its product cysteine-rich and transmembrane domain-containing protein WIH2. The transcript is spliced from 3 exons. The record is from RefSeq and is a predicted model, not a curated record. Lineage: Eukaryota; Viridiplantae; Streptophyta; Magnoliopsida; Magnoliales; Magnoliaceae. The coding region runs from base 59 to 391 and encodes 110 amino acids.
UCUCUCUCUCUCUCUCUCUCUCAUCUCAUCUCCAUUCUCCCCAUUGGAAGCAGAAAGCAUGAGUUACGAAAAAGUCCCUCCCGAAUCCUACCCUCCGCCAGGUUACGCGAAUCCUUAUCAUCCGCCGCCAGGCUAUCCUGCCCCGCCUCCACCACCAGGGGGAUAUGGAAACUAUCCUCCACCGCCUCCUGGAUAUCAGGCAUACUUCCAGGAUGGGUAUCCUCCACCACCAAGUCAACAACAACAUCAUCAUCAUCAUCACCAUUCUCCUCCUCCUCCUCCGCAGUACUAUCAGCAGCAAGAUGAUUCUGGUUGUGGUUGUGGCUCUUUCCUACGUGGAUGUUUGGCUGCGCUUUGCUGCUGCUGCGUGUUGGAGGAGUGCUGCUUCUAGGCUGCUUUCACGUGUCCAUUGUGUGGGGUUUUAUGCAUGUACUCUUUCACGUCCUUCUGGUUUAGCUCCCUUCUGUUAUGCCAAUAUAUUAUAGCUGGAUUUGGUUUGAUUAAACUUAUCGUGGUACGUCUUCUGAUUUUCCAUUUUGUGAACUGUUUGUAUAUCUCAAAUCCUUGUGUGACAUUUUCUAAUAGUGAAGAACAGAUGACUAUUUGCUAUCUUC